Symbiodinium sp. CCMP2456 is the source of this 648-nucleotide messenger RNA. NCBI's taxonomy places the organism in Eukaryota, Dinophyceae, Suessiales, Symbiodiniaceae. The record is from the annotation of a GenBank genome assembly.
AUGUUCCAGAGACGAGGCAUUCCGUCUCAUGGUUUUCAUGGCGUGCACACCGCUCGCCGCAGGGCCUGGUACUGGUGGUGCCGCUCUUGUUUACUGGCUUGUGGCCUGGGCGUCUCUUUUGGGAUGAUGGCACCCCUUACACUUUUCCAAACUAUGUUGCACAGGACGUCUCCACCUUUGACAAGCCUUGAGCUUCUCAAGAGGAAGCCCUAUGGUCGGGGCUGCAGCAUCAGCAGGAAAGCAUUCAAGGCAUCGUCCACAGAUGUCUCGACCGACAAUGCGCAACGUAGAGACGAGGAUUUCUUGGCUCGUGUAAGUGGCCUCGCCAAAGAGGCGCUGACGUGGCCACAUCUCACGGAGGAGUUGAAGUUGAUGUGGGCAGCGGCACUGAAGACUGACACUGUACCUCUUCAGGAGUUGCCUCCCUGGUUCUGGGAGCGACAGAACCUCUCGCGCCGCAGCAUGGGUAUUGACCUCAUGAGCCUUGAUGGACAGCAUGCGGUGCUGUGCCGCAAUUCGAACAUCAAUUGCUCUGUGCUUCACCGUGACAUCAAGCGCUUUUUGCGCACCGCCCGAUGGGUUUACAAGGCUUGGGAACUGGGCCCACUGCUUCGUGUUGAGAAAAUGUACUGCAUGGUGGUACUGUAG